Messenger RNA from Phanerochaete carnosa HHB-10118-sp, 1623 nucleotides. RefSeq lists its product as uncharacterized. The transcript is spliced from 3 exons. Gene Ontology annotation, molecular function: transmembrane transporter activity. NCBI's taxonomy places the organism in Eukaryota, Fungi, Basidiomycota, Agaricomycetes, Polyporales, Phanerochaetaceae. Bases 1 to 1623 code for a protein of 540 amino acids. Gene Ontology annotation, biological process: transmembrane transport. Gene Ontology annotation, cellular component: membrane. The record is from RefSeq and is a predicted model, not a curated record.
AUGACGAUUGAGGCUAACGACCUCUCAGACACUGUCGCUCACGUCAAUGCCAACGACCAGCGAGACAUGCAGCGUAUGGGCAAGAAACAGGAGUUCUCCCGCAGCUUCCGCUUCGUCACUUCCAUCGCGUUCACGUCCUGCGUAAUGGGCACCUGGGAGCUCAUCCUCACUACCUCGACCCCCGCACUCAUCGCAGGCGGUACAGCCGGCCUCUUCUGGUCCACCAUCUGGGGUUACAUCGGGCAGGCGUUCAUCGUCCUGUCACUCGCCGAGAUGUCGAGCAUGGCGCCCACGGCCGGCGGACAAUAUCAUUGGGUCUCCGAGUUUGCGCCUCGCAAGCAUCAGAAAAUCCUGAGCUACACUUCGGGGUGGCUGAGCACACUCUCCUGGCAGGCGCAGGUGACCGUCAACUGCUUCCUCUGUGCGCAGGUUGUACAGGCGAUGAUUGUCCUGAAUGGCCCCAAUUACGUCCCCGAACGGUGGCACACGACCCUUAUCAGUAUCUGCUUCGCGGUUUGUAUAGGCGCAUUCAAUAUAUACGCUGUUCGGUGGCUCGCCAUACUAGAGGGCAUGUUUGCGAUCCUGCAUUUCAUCGUCUUUAUCCCUCUUGUUGCCGCAAUGUGGGCACUGGCUCCCGCAAAGCAGUCUGCUCGGACGGCGCUGCUGGAUUUCCAGGACAAUGGGACCGGCUGGGGGCCUGCUGUUGCAACACUCGUCGGUCAGGUCACCGCGAUGUUUACGCUCGUGGGAUCCGACGCGGCGGCACACAUGGCCGAAGAGAUCCAAGACGCCAGCAAGGUCGUCCCGCGCUCGAUGUGGUGGAGCUUCCUCGCCAACGUCCCGCCGACGCUCAUCGUGCUCGUCACCUUCUGCUUCUGCCUGGGCGACACCGCAUCUGCGAUCGACAGCGCGACGGGCUUUCCGGUCAUCGACAUGUACAGCAGGAUGACGCCUACGCCCGCGGGCGCGCUUGGCCUCACUUUCAUCACCCUCGUGCUCCUCACCAUUAUCGGCGCGUCCGCGCAGGCGAGCACGUCGCGCCAGACGUUCGCGUUUGCGCGGGACAACGGCCUGCCGUUCUCGUCGUACAUCGGCGCCGUACAUCCGAAGUACAAAGUCCCCGCAAACGCGAUCAUCCUCAACGUCGUCUUCACGACCAUCCUAAGCCUCAUCAACAUCGGCUCGACCGCCGCGUUCAAUGCCUUCCUCAGCGUCGGCGUCGUCGCGCUCAUGGCAACGUACAGCAUCAGUAUCGCGUGUGUUUUGCUGAAGCGCCUGCGCGGUGAACCUCUCGUGCGCACCCGGUGGACCUUUUUUGAGGACGGCCCGGAGGGGCGCGGCGGCAGUUUCGGCGAGUACGGCGUGCUCGUGAACGGCGUCGCGCUUGCUUACUCGCUCUGGUCGUUCUUCUGGUCGUUCUGGCCGGCCAUGAAGCAUGUCACUCCCGCGGGCAUGAACUGGGCCAUCGUCAUCUUUGGCGCCAUUAUGAUCCUCGCGGCGGUGACCUAUGUCUCACAUGCACACCGCGUGUAUGACGGACCGGUGGCCAAGAUUAUGGCGUCGGAACAGGCGGAUGUGGAUGCGGUGUCAGAGGAAAAGGAGGACGAGAUGCUUAAAAGUUAA